Molecule: messenger RNA, 6497 nt
Organism: Colius striatus (speckled mousebird)
Lineage: Eukaryota; Metazoa; Chordata; Aves; Coliiformes; Coliidae
Gene: UBE2O
Product: ubiquitin conjugating enzyme E2 O
Exons: 18
Coding region: 40-3849 (1269 amino acids)
Source: RefSeq, a predicted model, not a curated record
CCUGCGCCGGCGGCCGCGCGCUCUCGCUCUCCCGGCGCCAUGGCGGAUCAGCCCGCUGAGGCGGCCCCGGCCCCCACCGCCCCGGCCCCCCCCGCCGCGCUGCCCCUGCCCGCCCCGCCGGGCGGCUCGCAGCGCCUCCUCUUCUCGCACGACCUGGUGUCGGGCCGCUACCGCGGCUCGGUGCGGUUCGGCCUGGUGCGGCUCAUCCACGGCGAGGACUCGGACUCGGAGGAAGAGGAGGGCGGGCGCGGGACCGGCGGCGGCGCCGCCAGCUCCGGGGGCUCCGAGUCGGGAGGCCCCGGGGCCGGCGGCACGGAGGAGGGCCGCGCCAGCCCGCUGCGGCGGGGCUACGUGCGGGUGCAGUGGUACCCGGAGGGCAUCAAGCAGCACGUCAAGGAGACCAAGCUGAAGCUUGAAGAUCGCUCAGUGGUCCCUCGAGAUGUGGUCAGACAUAUGAGCUCCAGUGACAGCCAGUGUGGAACUGUAAUUGAUGUCAACAUAGAGUGUGCUGUGAAGUUGGUUGGAACCAACUGCAUCCUCUAUCCUGUCAACAGCAAAGACCUACAGCAUAUCUGGCCUUUCAUGUAUGGUGACUACAUAGCCUAUGACUGCUGGCUGGGCAAGGUCUAUGAUUUGAAGAACCAGGUCAUCCUCAAGCUUUCCAAUGGAGCCAGGUGUUCUAUGAGCACAGAAGAUGGAGCCAAGCUGUAUGACGUUUGUCCUCACGUCAGUGACUCGGGUCUCUUCUUCGAUGAUUCAUACGGCUUUUAUCCUGGGCAAGUCCUCAUUGGGCCUUCUAAAGUCUUCUCCAGUGUGCAGUGGCUCUCGGGUGUGAAGCCUGUUCUGAGCACAAAGAGCAAGUUCAGAGUGGUGGUGGAAGAGGUACAAGUGGUAGAACUGAAGGUUACUUGGAUCACUAAAAGCUUCUGUCCUGGAGGUACAGACAGUGUAAGUCCUCCUCCCUCCAUAAUCAGCCAGGAGAACCUGUCCAGGGUAAAACGUCUGGGGUGCUUUGAUCAUGCCCAGAGGCAGCUUGGGGAAAGAUGCCUCUAUGUAUUCCCAGACAAAGUGGAGCCUGCAAAACUCACCUGUGAAUGCCCUGAGAGGAAUUGUGUCCUGGGUGAAGGAUCAGUUGCCAAAAAGGUGAGGCGGCUGCUGAAGAAGCAGAUAGUGAAGAUCAUGUCGUGCUCCCCGGAGUCUCAGGGAACCAGUGAAGCUCCUGACAAAGAGUCUGCUGCAGCUGCUGACCAGAAAGCAGAAGAGCUUAAGCCAGGAUCAAAGUGUGAGCUGGAUGACUCUUCCAACAGUGCACCAAGUCCUGGGGAGAGAAAGGAGGAGCAGGCUGAAGAAGUGGGGAAGGAGAAGGGAGGAGCAGCGCGGCAGCAGCAGCCUCCCUAUCUGCUGAAAGACGAAGGGGCGUCUGACUACCGCCUGCAGUCCAUGGAGCAAGAUGCUGAUGAUGAGGCAGCUGAUGACACUGAUGACACCAGCUCUGUCACUUCUUCUGCCAGCUCCACUGCCUCCUCCCAGAGUGGCAACGGCACCAGCCGCAAGAAGAGCAUCCCUCUGUCCAUCAAAAACUUGAAACGGAAGCACAAGAAGAAGAAGACUAAGAUUUCCCGAGAGUUUAAGCCAGGAGACAGAGUUGCUGUGGAAGUGGUGACCACCAUGACUUCAGCUGACGUGAUGUGGCAGGAUGGCACCGUGGAGACAAACAUUCGCUCCAACGAGCUGAUUCCAGUCCAUCAUCUGGACAACAACGAGUUCUGCCCUGGGGACUUUGUGGUGGACAAAAGAGCCCAGAGCUCCCAGGACCCCGGGUUAUAUGGAGUCGUGCAGUCUGGUGACCACAUCGGCCGUACCUGUGUGGUGAAGUGGUUCAAGUUGAAGUCCAGUGGAGAUGAUGUGGAGCUGAUCGGGGAGGAGGAGGAUGUGAGCGUGUAUGACAUCGCUGACCAUCCCGACUUCCGAUUCCGCACCACGGACAUCGUCAUUCGCAUCGGCAACUCGGAUGGAGCCACGGCCAAGGAAGAUGAGCCUUCAGUUGGGCAGGUGGCUCGUGUGGAUGUCAGCAGCAAAGUGGAAGUGGUGUGGGCUGAUAACUCCAAGACUAUCAUUCUGCCUCAGCACUUAUACAACAUUGAAUCAGAGAUUGAGGAGUCAGACUAUGAUUCUGUGGAUGGCAGCACCAGCGGGGCCUCCUCCGAGUGGGAGGAUGAAAGCGACAGCUGGGAGACAGACAAUGGCCUCAUGGAAGAUGACCACCCAAAAAUUGAGGACUUAGAGCCUGAGGAGCCAGCAGCAGAGGAGGUGAAAAAAGUAGAGGAACAGGUCCAGGGAGCUGUGGCCAUGGCAGUUGCAGAUCUUGCUGUGGAGAAAGCUGGCAAGGAUGGGACCCCAAAGAGCUUCCGGGAGCUAAAGGAGGCCAUCAAGAUCUUGGAGAGCCUGAAAAACAUGACUGUGGAGCAGCUGCUGACUGGCUCCCCCACCUCCCCAACAGUGGAGCUGGAGAAACCCACUAGAGAGAAGAAGUUCUUGGAUGAUAUUAAAAAGCUGCAGGAAAACCUAAAGAAGACUUGGGAUAAUGUGGCUAUUGCAGAGGAGGAGAAGAUGGAAGCCAUGGUGGAGACAGAGAAGAAAGAGGAAAAAGCAGAGGCACAGACACCUGUGAGGUCAGAGUGGCCCAGUGAGACACCAGUGCUCUGCCAGCAGAGUGGAGGCAAGCCUGGAGUCACCUUCACCAGUGCCAAGGGAGAAGUCUUCUCCGUGUUGGAGUACGCUCCAGAUACUCAUGCCUUCAAGAAAAUGGAGUUCCAGCCCCCAGAAGCAAAGAAGUUCUUCAGCACCGUGAGGAAGGAGAUGGCUCUGCUGGCCACCUCCCUGCCUGAUGGCAUCAUGGUCAAAACCUUCGAGGAUCGAAUGGAUCUCUUCUCAGCACUGAUAAAAGGGCCCACACGCACACCCUAUGAAGAUGGCCUCUUUCUCUUUGACAUCCAGCUCCCCAACAUCUACCCUGCUGUCCCCCCUCUCUUCCGCUACCUCUCCCAGUGCAGUGGGAGGCUCAACCCCAACCUGUACGACAACGGCAAAGUGUGUGUCAGCCUCUUGGGGACAUGGAUAGGCAAGGGGACAGAAAGGUGGACCAGUAAAUCCAGCCUCCUUCAAGUGCUCAUCUCCAUCCAAGGGCUCAUCCUCGUCAACGAGCCCUACUACAACGAGGCUGGCUUCGACAGCGACCGGGGCCUGCAGGAGGGCUACGAGAACAGCCGCUGCUACAACGAGAUGACGCUGAUCCGCGUGGUGCAGUCCAUGAUGCAGCUCCUGCGCAGGCCUGUCGAGGUCUUCGAGCACGAGAUCCGGGAGCACUUCCGCUGCCACGGCUGGCGCCUGGUGUCCCGCAUCGAGGCCUGGCUGGAGACCAACGAGCUGCUGGAGCGCAGCCGCCGGCAGCCCAACGGGGCCGACCCCGCCGACAGCCCGGAGCAGGGGGCGGCCGCCGAGCUCUGGGACGGGAGGGAGGAGCCGGACGAGGAGCCGCCCGGCACCGGGGAUCCCCAGCGGGACUCGGACCCGGAGAGCACGGGCCAAGCCAGGGGCUCAGACCUGGCCAGAGACCGAACGGACGAGGGGAAGGCUGCCCAGGACUCGGCCUCGCAGCCCAGCGUGAAACCAAAGAAGCGGAGAAAGAGCUACAGGAGUUUCCUCCCGGAGAAGAGCGGGUACCCUGACAUUGGGUUCCCCCUCUUCCCUUUGUCCAAGGGGUUCAUCAAAAGCAUCCGUGGUGUCUUGCAGCAGUACCGGGCUGCCUUAGCGGGGGCCAACAUCCCCGAGUGGACAGAGGACAAAUAAAGCCACGGGGUCAGGGACAGGCAGGUGCGGGGAGAAGGGAAAAGCGGCAGAAGGGAAGUUGGCAAGCGCUGGCACCAGGAAACUGACUUCUCCUGCCAGCUUUUCUUCCUCAGCUUGGUUUGUUCCAAAGAAGGUGGUAGGCCUGAGUGCUCCAAGGAAAGGUUGUCUAAGCAUGAAUAGCUCUUUGCCCUCCUUCCUUCCUUUCCCCUGUCCCAUGUUCCUCUUGCAGGUUUGCCCCUGGUAAGACCUGAGGUCUGUCCUGCAGCCACGUCCCCUCUGCACUUUCAUCUCGGGGCACCUUUCCACACAAGGACUCUUCCCACCCGGUGUUUGCUGGGCCAGGCUUCGGGCCAGAAGCGAUUUGCUGCAGUAUCUGGAGGUGAAGGGUGAUGCCCUCCCAGGCUUUCAUUUUUCUCUGUGUUACCAUGGGUUUGAUGAACCUCCCCCAACUUUACCCACCCUCAGACAUUGGGUUGUGUUUGUGUUGAAGCUGUCGAACCCUACGGAGUUGCUCCGGUCUUAGUUGUUCACAGAUAGCAGGGAGAUUCUUCCUCUCAGGACUUGGCAGAACCAGAGCUCUGCUGGCACUCCUGCUCUGGGAGUGCUGCUGGGUUUCCAUCCAAGUCUGCACCUUCUGGCCAGUUUCUGGAAGCAGUUGUAGCCACCCCCACUCUUUCUCCAGAAUAAGGCAAACUUCCCUUUCCCCACCACACACACCUGAGAGUACAUGGGAUUAGGGUUCUGCCUUUAUCACUUCAGUAUCCUUUCAGCCACCCAGGCUGUCACACAGCACUGCCCCAGCCGGGUCUCCUUGCUGGGCAGGGGCUGUUGGGGUGCUGUGGAUGGGGCAGGGACUGGCACAGCUGCUGCUUCACCAGCUGUGGGCAUUUGGGAGCUGCCUGAGCCAGGGUCAGCCCAGGGGAAGGAGCUGUUGUGUCCUGAUGGGGUCCUAUUGGAGCUGCAGUGGUUUGUGACUGUUCCUGUGCUGUGACUCAGCAGCUGGAGCCCAUCAGACACUGGUGUGGGCUGUUAUCAGUUCCUGCCCCUGGCAGCUGUUUCCCCAUGGUGGCCAGGGGCCCCAGCUUUGUGGGCACAGCACAUCCCAGCCCUGGGCCACCUUCCUCAAGCCCCUUCUGUGUGCAUGCACUUACUGUUCCUUCUGCAGCUGGGACAUCCCCCUCGGCACAGUUUGCCCAAUGCUCAGGCAUUGGAGGAGCACCCACUGAGCACCCACGUGGAGCACAGUCUGUGGGGAGAGGCUGUGGGUCCUUCCAGAGGCACAGGGAGCUGGCAGGGCCAGGCUGAGCCCGUGGCUCUACCAGAAGUAAGGACAGAGCUGAAACUCCCCUUUGUGUCCCCAUCAGCCCUGGGCCAGGAUCUGCAGCCAGAGGAGAGCAGGUGAAUCUCAGCACCUUUGCACGGUGCUUCCUGCUGCUGGAAAGGCCAGGUCAGCACUCACAUCCCCCCCACUGCCAGCUGCCCCAGCCAGGGCCCAGCUCUGCCCACUGACGGGGCUUUGGAAGGUCCCUCCUGCUCCUGGCCCUCAGAGCAGCAGAGUUUGGCUGGGAAGGAUGGCCUGGGUCUGCAGAGCUCUCACUGCUCUGCUCAGGCACUGGGAGCCCCCCUUGCCCUGGCAGAGCCCCUCAGGGUGCAGAGAGGUGCCCUGAGCCCAGGCACCCCCAGCCAUGGCCGUGUCUGAUGACUGAAGCCCUUUGACUGAGGCUGGGGGCCGAUGGGGGCAGAGGAGACAGCAGAGGCUCCUUCCACAGCCACUGAAACCUCUUUCUCACCAGAUAACUUUGGGGUUGAGGAUCUAGAGAUGCCAACUUCUGCUGCAGCUGGGCUGGGAGGAUGGAGGGACUUGGGGGUCCCUCUGUUCCCUGCAGCUCAUCUCCUGGGGAAGGUGCUUCCCUGGGACCCUUCACCCUGCCCACAUCCCCACCCCCCUGCACCUCGAGAAGUCUCUUUGUUUCCUCUGCCCAUAAUCAAGAGCUUUUGCACAGGUCCCUGGGGCUUCAUGCCCAGGAGAGGUGUGUGUUGUGGCCCUGGCAGGGGAGGCUGCUCCUGACUGUCCCAGCCUGAAGCCUGCAGAGGUUUACAGAUUUUCUAAAGCUUUUGAUAAUGUGAAGCUCCCGGGUGAGGAGGCUGGUGGUGAGCACACUGCAGCUAAUGUAAUUUUUUGUGUAUGUAUGUAAUAUUUAAGGGUAACAAAAUUUAAAAGGCUAAAAACCUUAAAAACAAACAAAAAAAAAACCACACAAAAAAAAAAGAAGCCAAAGCAUGAUGCAUAUUGUGAGCCUUAAAACUGGCUACACGACUGUGUGCUGUGCAAACCAGAGCAGCCUGUAACUGUUUUAAGUGCUGGGGUUGGGGGAAGAAGCAUUUACAAAAUCAGGUUGUAGCCUUGAUUCUGUACAGUAUUUAAUGACAAAGAAACCAACCAGCUGCCUGUUGAGGCCGUGCUUAGAGGUGUGUCGUUCCCGUGCAGAUGUGGAUGCUCGGUUGCUUACGAUAUCUGUAUAAAGUGCUGUGUGACCAUUACAACUUUUUUUACCUGCAGAUUUGUUUUGUUUCGUUUUUGUUUGGCUAACCAAGGUGUAACAAAGGAGGGAAGAUGACUUGCCAUUAAAUUUUUGCCUCUGUGAGUA